AUCACCAAGUCUUUGGUUCCUUCCUGAACCUAAAUAGACCACAAUCAGAAGCUAGAAAACUCUUUCUACAUCUUGUAGUGCUUACUUCAAUAGGUAUAUAAUAUACAAGAAACUCUCAAACUAAAACCAAUACCAUAUUCAUAUAGUAUUGUUCAAGAUACCAGCUGUUAUAAGUGAUGAGUACAAAGUGAUAACUUUGCACUUUUUGAGGAUAUCUGUAUUGCAGUAUUGGCAUCUCAGACUUUUAUAUGAAGGCAAGAUCUCUCUUCAAAUCCCGUAACAUAAGGUGAAAUAUUAACAGCUAUACAGAUCAAAGAUGAGACGACAAGGCCACAAUGUCUGAUCCAUACAUGAAUAUUCACACAAGGUAGACUUCUACUCGUCGGUCUAUGUGGAAUUGUAAACCAGGACAUCCGAGCAUCGGUGGCCUAAGGACAUUUGGAAUCCACUUUGCAAAAUCCUUAGUUUGAUUCCGGUUUCUUCCAAAACAGUUUUGAACUCUGAUUUAUUCCCAAAAAUAACCGGCGACGACAGUAUCAACAACAUUUGCUAUUUUCCAACCCUUUUUCAUUGGUUUUGACUUCUCGAGGAGUUUUCCAUACAAACAAUUCUGCCAUCCUCGGUUCUGUGACCGCACUGCGCUCGAGCCACCAUGGAUAGCUCUCCUAGCAGAAGUUCCCCUCCUCCACCCUCCUCUCCAUCCCAUACAAUCGCUUUCCCUACCUUUGAAGCACUUCCCACCACUUCAACCACCUCGAAUUUACCAAACAGAUCAAGAUCGAGAUCGAACCGUCUUUCUGUAGACGCAGAACCUCCCCAAAUAGAGGAUUUAAUUACAUCAGCGCGUCGCGAUUCAGUCCAUUCAGUAUCAUCUACUUCAAGCGAAUAUACCGCAGAGAUCAAACGUCUUCGUGCGGAGGUUGCGCGGCACAAUCAAGAGGUUGAAGAAUCUGCCAUUGGUCUUGGUCUUAACGAAGGAUCAAUUGCAGCAAAUACUGAAGGUGAAGCGUUCAAUUACCGUGGUGUCCAGAGCGCGCGACCAGGUAAAGUUAGGUCGAAUCAUAUGCGCUUCUAUUGUAUACUAAUUGUCUUUAAGUUGCUCCUCUGCUACCAAGACGCGGGUCACUUCCACUUGCCGCCGAUCAUCCGGUCACUAUUGAUUUAAGAGCUCGCCGCGGAUCUCAACACUCUCGAUCCUCUUGUAUCUCGUCGCCCACUUCUGCUACCUACGUCCCACCUCAAAUCCCUUCAGCGACGUACAUUCUACCCCAACUAACCUCCACUAAAUACGUUCCAUCACAAACACUUAAGAUGAAUUAUCAAGGCUUCGGUGAUCCCAAUCAACCCGGUCAACAAUCAAACUCACGACAAGCUCCACCAUCGCCAGGUCAAGGCAUGGCUCAUACAAACGGAAUGAACGGUCAAAUGAACAUGGCUGGAAUGGCUAAUAUGAUUGGCUUUCCGACUCCAGCUGGACACCAAUCUGACUUGAACUACAUUAUGGUCAUGGUCGAAGAGUUGAGCCGCCUUUUAGCAGCCAAUCAAAAGAUUACUGACAGUAUUCUUGAGAAGAUCGGCAAUGUUCGUCAACGAGCCAAAGACAAGAAUUUGACCAACGAUGAACUUCUCGCAAUUGUUUCUGAGGAGUUGAAUGGUAAUUCAUUUCAUGCCUUGAAAGAAAAUAUAGCUAACAUUAAAAAUAGCGGGUUCCGAAAACCUUGAAGCCGAAAACUCUCAAUUGCGCAGAGCAAUCGAACAAUCCAAGGCUGAUUCCGAGGAGAAUUGGAAAUUGGUGCUUCACGCUGCUGGUAUCCUUGAAGAUAUCAAGGAGAAGGCCCAUAACUAUAAGUUCCAGCACGAGAAAGACACUCUUGCUUGGCACAAGAGUUAUCGUGAUCAACUCGCUCAAGAGCGUAAAGAAAAUCUCGAACUUCGUUGUCAUAUUGCUGAUAUGCAAGCUCAUGCUGCUAAGGCUAAUGACUACAUUAAUCAACUUCGUCGAUAUGCAUCCGAGCACAAGAUCAUUACUGAGCUCACAACUCAAGUUCAUCAAUACAAGUCUGAACGUCGUUUCUGGAAGCGUAUGGCUUGUGUUGGUCUUCGUGAAGAUCCUAGUGAAUGGUCUGAUGGUGAAGGUGGUGCUACUGGCGAUAUCCCUGAAGCUGAGAAGACUGCUUGUGCUUCAUACAUUGCUGAACGCGAGGAAAUGGCUCGUAUUGUUCUGGGCCAUAACGAUGAUUCCUCUUCUUAAACUCCCAUCUUUUACAUACACAUUUACGGUGGAACGGCGUUACGAAGAUUGCUUUUUUUAUGGUACACACCUCUUUCUCACGAAAAUCGGCGUAACGGAAUGGAUAUACCCAUCAUGAAAUGAUUUCUUUUAUGAUAUCAUUGCAUCUGCAUAGGAUGGGCGAUUAUGGAUAAAGCAGGCUGUUGAUGAAAUUUUUGUACAAAUAUACUAGUGCACAUUGGAAAUGGGCUAGCGAUUGUGCGCUGAGAGUGGAAUCUUUCGAUUUCUCGGUUGUGAGAUGGAUUAAUUAUUUCUGGCAUACACUCACGACAUCACAUCUUGCUCUGUUUCUGGUAUCACCUUUUUUCCUUCUUGAGAGGGAGGGAAUGUAAAAGGUGCAGAAAUGUCGAUGGGUUAAUUUGAAACACCCCUCUUUGAGAUUCAUUUCUUCUUUUCUUCUUUUGAUCUGCUUAGAUUGAAAGAUUGAAAGAGGAUUAUAUGAUCAUGAAUGGGAUUGGGAUUCAAUCUAUGAGAUUGUUUACUUAUAUGAUAAAUGAGGUAAGAAAAUGUAUCUAGAUGGUUGAUUAGUGAGAAGAGAGAAGGUUUACAUAAUGAUAAAUACAAUGAAUAGAUAUACUUGGUGUAUCUUUUCCAUAUUAAGU
Sclerotinia trifoliorum is the source of this 2892-nucleotide messenger RNA. The record is from the annotation of a GenBank genome assembly. NCBI's taxonomy places the organism in Eukaryota, Fungi, Ascomycota, Leotiomycetes, Helotiales, Sclerotiniaceae.